Messenger RNA from Fraxinus pennsylvanica, 951 nucleotides. Lineage: Eukaryota; Viridiplantae; Streptophyta; Magnoliopsida; Lamiales; Oleaceae. The record is from the annotation of a GenBank genome assembly.
AUGGGAGACAGAUCAACACUAGCAAAGGCAAAAAAAGAACUUGAAGAAUUGUAUUUAGGAGUCCCUGAUGAAUCUGUGAAUCUAACUUUUCAAGAUCUUGCUGAAGUUCGACAACUCCAUUCAGAAAAUAAAAAAUCCACCCUCCCAAUGGAUCCCAUUUCCGAAUCCCGUAACACCCCGAAAACUAAUGCUGUACCAGCAAAUUCACCAUCUCAUUUAACCAAAAUUCCUAGCCUGGAUUUCAACAGAGCCCUCGAAGCUUCAUCCAAGCAACAAAAUCAUCAUCGUUCACCACACCAUGUCGUUGUGCGAGAUAAUCACGUCCAUGUGCCGAGCCACCAUCGUCCGGACGAGGGCCUGGGACAUGACUUAUAUUCUCAUGGUGAAACUCCUCUUAGGCAUGCAGGAGAGAGAAGUGUGUUUUACGAUGAUGUGAGUCAAGUGAGUGGCUAUAGUGUGUCUUCUAUGAACCCUUAUCAUGAAAGAGGAGGAAGAAGAAGAGCUGGGAUUCCUCACUCCAAUAUCUGCACUGUUUGUUCAACUUAUAUCUAUUUUUUCCGAAAUCGUUGUCUGGUCUGUGGAAGAGUUUAUUGCAGGCAAUGUGUGAACAUUGGCAUGGGAGAGAUGGCAGAAGGUAGAAAGUGCAUAGAAUGCUUAGGUAGAAGAUUUAGCCAAAGGUACAUACAAAGGGCAGGAAAUGUGGGGUGCUGCAUGGGAUUUCCAUCUAAGGUGAAACAACAAGAGCUCAAGUGGGCGGAGAAAGGGCCGAGAAGGAGCGGAGAAAAUCGAUAUGGCGGUGGAGGCCGUAGUGGGAUGGUGUCGACAUCGAGAGGUCCGAUGACCCCAAGAACGCCCACUAGAGCACAUUCGCCUAGCACUCCCCCUUCAUUUGUCAUGGGCUCGCCUUAUUCUCCCUAUUCGGCUACCACCCACCAUGCCUUGCCUUUCUAG